Molecule: messenger RNA, 2287 nt
Organism: Solanum stenotomum
Lineage: Eukaryota; Viridiplantae; Streptophyta; Magnoliopsida; Solanales; Solanaceae
Product: protein LAZ1 homolog 1
Exons: 9
Coding region: 545-1987 (480 amino acids)
Biological process (GO): transport
Molecular function (GO): transporter activity
Source: RefSeq, a predicted model, not a curated record
AACCCAACUGCCGAAGCAAAGCUAAAAACGAGAAAUAAUAUGCAAAUGCAAUACGCAACUCUUGAAGAACACCUGCCAUUCAAUUCAAAAUUUCUGGAGAAAAAUUGUUAGAUCAAUCUGUCUUUCUCCUUACGAUUUCUGUUUUACAGCAUUGUUUGUUGUUGUUGUUUUUCAAUCUUCAUUCAGGAAGAAGUUUGAAGAAUUGUAAAGUAUCGAUUGUAACUUCCCUUUCGCGACACUCUUGCUACACUUUCUAGGGGUUCGCGAAGGCAGGAUAUUGAGAAUUUGAUCCUCCUCAUUCGGCAUCAGUUUUUUAUGGAUAUGAAGUAUUAUGUGGGAUCCUUCUGAUGCCCACAUGUCUGGUUCAUGGUUCUGUUGGAGAGAACUAAUUGAAACUGAGGCAACCUGCCUUAUAUAAGUUCGUUUAGGAAGGAAGCUAAAGUGAUUAAUUCUGUCUUCGGUGACAUGGAAGCUUGUGCUUGAGUUUUGCAUCAUCCUGAUUGUGGGCCAUAUUUCUAGAGAUUCUGAGAAGCAGCAUCUUGAAAUGGGAUGGAGGGGAAUUUUAGUCUCGCUACUAUGUUCCAUCACUUUGGUUGAAUCAUCAAGCAAUUCUAGAAAGAUGUGGUCGCUGAACAUAGUUUCAGAAUCAUCUCCACUUUAUAGUUGGGCUGUAUACAUUGCUGGUUUUUUUGUACUGGUGGCUGUUGUCCUGUCUAUGUAUCUAAUUGUUGAGCAUCUAGCUGCAUACAAGCAGCCUGAGGAGCAGAAGUUUUUGAUUGGACUGAUCUUGAUGGUUCCUGUUUAUGCAGUGGAAUCGUUCUUAUCUUUAAUGGACUCAAAUGCCGCAUUCAACUGUGAGAUCAUACGCGAUUGUUAUGAGGCUUUUGCACUAUAUUGCUUCGAGAGGUAUCUGAUAGCCUGCUUAGGUGGAGAGAAAAACACCAUCGAAUUUAUGGAAAGUCAAAGUGUUGUAAGUUCCAGCUUGCCUCUGCUGGAUGAUGCCUAUGCAUAUGGAGUUGUUGAACAUCCUUUCCCAUUGAAUUGCUUUAUCAAGGAGUGGUAUCUUGGUUCUGACUUCUAUCAAGCAGUAAAAAUUGGGAUAGUGCAAUAUAUGAUACUUAAGAUGAUAUGUGCUUUACUGGCUGUGAUUUUUCAUCUUUUUGGCAUCUAUGGUGAAGGCAAAUUUGAGUGGAGAUAUGCCUAUCCGUACUUGGCAGUUGUUCUUAAUUUUAGCCAGACGUGGGCCUUAUAUUGCCUUGUGCAGUUUUAUUCAGUCACCAAGAAUAAAUUAGCACCGAUUAAGCCGUUGGCAAAGUUUCUGGUUUUCAAGUCAAUUGUAUUCUUGACGUGGUGGCAAGGUAUAGCUGUUGCCUUUCUCUUAUCAUUUGGAACAUUCAAAGGUUCUUUGGCGCAGCUGUUGAAGACACGGAUCCAGGACUAUAUCAUCUGUAUUGAGAUGGGCGUUGCUGCUCUGGUGCAUCUUUAUGUUUUCCCAGCAAAGCCUUAUAAGCGUGGGGAAAGAUGUGUCAGGAAUGUAGCUGUGCUGUCAGAUUAUGCUGCUCUGGACACCCCACCAGAUCCAGAGGAAGUUCGGGACUGUGAAAGGUCUACCCGUGCACGCAUUUCUCGGCCUGAAGAGAGAGAGAAGCGUCUAAAAUUUCACCAGAGUGUUCGUGAUGUAGUUGUUGGAAGUGGUGAAAUAAUAAUUGAUGAUAUGAGGUUCACAGUAUCUCAUGUUGCCGAACCAGUUGAAAGGGGAAUUGCUAAAAUAAAUAAGACUUUCCAUCAGAUAUCAGAAAACGUAAAACGGUAUGAAGAGAGGAGGAGGAACUCGAAGGAUGACAGUUAUGUUGUUCCGCUGAACUCAUGGACGAAUGAGUUCUCAGAAGUACAUGAUGAUCUUGUUGAAGGGAGUAUGAGUGACAGUGGGAUGCAUGGCAAGAGACCACAUCAUCAAUCCAAAGGGAUGUCAUCCCUACGGAGAUAGUAAACCUUUAAUCUGACCUAUAGAAAAGUUUAGAUUUCAUCUUCUAACCAUAUUGUUCAUUCAGUAUCCACUGUGGAAGUUUUCCACAGUGAGAUAAUAUGGUAAGCAACCUAUAUUAGUAGUGCAUAUGAUCAUUGAGAAGGCACCUGUCAGGGUUGAAGUAGUGGAAAGAUUUGAAUAGCUGAUGAUUUUCAUAUGUAAAGUUUGGAGGAAAAUUCAGAUAAUGACAUGGGUGGAGUAAACUGAUUAUAUAGUUUGUAGCAGGAGGUGAAAGAAAAUUUUCAGCUACUAACUUCCGAC